Messenger RNA from Paramuricea clavata, 441 nucleotides. The record is from the annotation of a GenBank genome assembly. Lineage: Eukaryota; Metazoa; Cnidaria; Anthozoa; Malacalcyonacea; Plexauridae.
GAAAUUCCAUGGGACAUUUUAUCGUCCAUACCCUCAAAUGAUCAAAAACUAUACUUUUUAACUAGCAUUAUAAACUAUGGUUUGAACUUAAUUAUGCCUGAACGUUCAAUAAAAGUCCACCCUAAUGAUCGACCAUGGGUUAAUAGCAAUCUGAAAUCACUGAUAAAUCGUCGACAAAAAGCCUUUGCAUCUGGUAAUGUCACUCUUUUUAAAAUGUUACGUAAUAAAGUUAAUCGUGAACGAAAACGUUGUCGUAAGAGCUAUUAUCAAUCUAAAGUUCAUAAUUUACGUAACACUAACCCCCGAGAUUGGUGGCGGGAAGUGAAGCAGUUGUGUGGCACAUCUAAACUAAACAACAAAAGUGUAAAAGACCGCCUCCAUCAAGAUUUAUGGCAGGAGACAGACAUAAACCUCAGUAAUAAAAUUAAAAUGUUUUUAUAA